Messenger RNA from Spodoptera exigua (beet armyworm), 1884 nucleotides. The record is from the annotation of a GenBank genome assembly. Lineage: Eukaryota; Metazoa; Arthropoda; Insecta; Lepidoptera; Noctuidae.
GUCUCAGUGGCAGCGAAGAUGCCAGUAAGAUAAUGUUUUGCUAACUUUAACAUUCAUUUAAGUUGUUUUUAUUGUAAUUAGUAAUUUAGUAUUAUUUAAAUUAGUUAGUGUAAAUAGUGAAAAUGACAGUCAAAACUAACAGGGUGCCGUUUGAGGAGGCACUGAACAUGACAGGGUUCAGUCGCUACAACCUGUACACCUUCAUGCUAAGUGCCAGCAUUAUCAUUGGAAUGACCUUCGAGAUCUUCUCCAUCUCCUAUCUGGUACCAGCUAGUGCUUGUGAGCUGAACACCACGAGCACACAGCAAGGCCUGGUGGCGUGUGUCCCUUUGAUUGGUACAAUCGCCAUGUCCCAUGUCUGGGGUUACCUGGCAGACACGAGGGGCCGUCGGAAGAUCCUCAUAGUAUCUAUGACGAUCACCUACAUUGCUGGGACCUUAGCCGCCUUCUCACCUAACUGGAUAGUUUUAGGUUUUCUAAAACUCAUGUCUUCAGCCUCAGUGUCGGGUUCCUACGCAUUAGCUGUGACGCUGCUCAGCGAAUGUACUCCCAUGGUCCGAAGAAGUUCUCUUGUCUUAUUGACCACCAGCGUCCACAUGGCGGCUAUGGGAGUUAUGGCAGUGAUAGCAAUACCAGUUCUUCCAAUGAGCUUCUCUCAUCACAUUCCAUUCUUGGAUAUCCAAUUCAAUUCUUGGAGAGUUCUGAACCUGAUCUUCGCAGUGCCUAGUGCCCUCAGCAUCAUUGGAAGCUACUUUGCCUAUGAGAGUCCUAAAUACUUGGCUAGCGUAGGCAGGGAUGAAGAUGCUUUGGCAGUUUUAAGAGGAAUCUACACCAUGAAUACUGGAAAAAGUGCUGAUAAUUAUAAGGUGGAUGCCUUAGAUCUAGACGAGGAACAGUCAUCAGCUCUUCAUAAAGGUUUCUGGGGGUCCAUUGUGGCGCAGACGGUGCCAAUGAUCAAACCACCCUUACUGAAGCAUACUAUUCUACUCUCAUUCCUCUUCGUCAUCACUUAUAUUACAAUGAACUCUUUCUUCGUAUGGCUGCCAUUCAUCUUGAAUGCGUUCAUGACAUCUGUAGUGGCUGGGCAGAAAGAUCUGACCAUUUGUGAGAUGAUCAGAUUAACUCACUCACUCAACUCCACAGCGACUAUCGAGACACAAGACUGUUCAAUGAACACGGAAGCUAUGACCUUGGUCUUCGGUAUCACAAUGUUUCUGGCUUUUGGCAACCUCUUCAUGAGCAGCAUCAUUAACUGUAUCGGCAGGAAACGACUGGUCAUCGGCAUACAGAUGAUUGCUGGCACCUCAGCUCUGCUCCUCAACUUCAGCCCCUUCUGGAUCCUAAGUGCUAUCAUGUUCAUGGUGUUCCUGUCAGCCAUCUUUAAUUUCGGCUUCAUGAACACAUACAGCGUCGAUGUGUUCCCCACUUAUGUUAAAGCUAUGGCUGUAUGCCUAACGCUGAUGGUAGGUCGUGGAAGCGCAGUGAUUGGCAUCAACGUCCUCAAACAGCUGUUGGACAACAAUUGUGAAGCCGCUUUCUAUAUUUAUGGAUCCAUUGCUUUUGGUGGUGGCAUAGUCGCAUUUCUUCUUCCCUCUGAUGAGCAGAUACAAGCACAGAAGAAACAAUUAAAAACUUGAUUUCCUAAUAUUAAUGUAAAAUAAUAAAUAUCCUUAAUUUUUCUGAUAUGCAAUGUGGCGUUCGCCAAAAGAAAGCUAUGAAUGUUUUAACAGGCGCUUUUAAAAAGUACAAAUUUUUGUUUCCCUGAUUUUUUGUUGAAUUUAUUUUUGUUACCAUUGUUUUUUUAUUACAAGUUACUUAAUUUAUUGUUUUAAUCGUAUUAUAUUGUGAGUUGUGAGUGUAUGUAAAUGUACUUAGUACCUACCU